AUCUUACUUGUUUUCGUUUUAUCAUAUUUCUUUCAUAUUUGCAGCGAUCCAAACACGAAUGCAGUGCAAUGGAGGCGACGAUCGGCCACAAUUGGACUGAGCAAGCAAAAUACUCGAUGAUAGUAGGAGGGCGAAAGGGACGGGCUAGCUAAAAUAAUAAUAAUAAUAAAUAAAAAUAAUAAUCCCGAUCGCUCUCGCGUAAACAGAAACUAACGUUACAUGUAUCAUUAGGCUGCCGGGUGACCGUUGCAAACAGAAAGCUGUUCAGGCGUGGAGCAAAACAAAGGAAAAGAGGUUUUGCUCCGCUGCCGGGUUUAGGGGGAUAGGACGCGGAUCUGCCGCAUCUGUGUCGUGCAUUCAGCUGCAAGACCAGACACAUUGCGGGUCGCUUUGAGAGAAGCUGGCUAACGUUAGCUAACAAUAUGGACUAAAACAUGGCCCACAAGAGAAGUACUUUAAUCCAAGCUCUAGAUAGAUCAGAGGCCAAGAAAGAUGGAGGUUUCAAGCAGAACUGGAGCUUUUCUGUUUCUGAUGACAGUGAAGAGGAGAAGGGCAACGAUGCUUCUGUGGUGACCAUGGAGGAGGGGGAUAACCGGAGGAGCGCGACGUCGGAGGGGGAGAAGUCUCCUCCUCUGAAACACUUCUGCACUAGCGAGCCCCUGAAGACGUACGAGCGAAGGCCAAAUCAUUUAAGGAUGUAUAAAGGAAACGCCGGAGGGCCCAACAAGCUGGGAGUGGGAAAGCCGCUCAGCGAAACCAUGCCCACUGUGACAUCAGCGGUCCCCAACAGAACAAACUACUUCAUCCUCAGCCCUGCUCCCUCGCAAGGGGUUGUUGUUCAAGGACGCCUCUUCCAGCAUGCCAAUGCUCCUGGUGCCGUGAGGAAGGUCGCCCAAAGCAACCUUGACUUGAAGGAAAGAAAAGACUACACAACCCAACAGAUCCAAAGAGUAGAAUUAGACAGCAUAAUUCUCACCUGUCCAGAAAUCCCAGCUACCAACAGCCUCGUUCUCGGAGGGGACAUCAAACGGCGAAUCCAGAAUAAACGCAGCAAUUCGCUGGAAGCUUCCGGAAGCUUUUUGCCGCCGGCCAAGAAAGUGGAGGCCCUGGAUCCUCAGGAUUACCUCACAGUUUGUGGCAAGUGCAGCAAGCCCAGCGAGAACCACGUGAAGUGUCAGAACUGCGGGAACCCGCUGAGCCAGGACGCCCCCCGGCCUGCGGAACCCGCCGCCCCGCUGGUCCGGCCCCCUGUCCGCCCGCACGCCUCCCCGGGACCGACCAGCCUAGCGCUCAGCAAGAGCUUCUACGGCUCGGCGUCGGUGGCGCGGGUGCCGCGGGUGGACGUGGUGAUGAACCCGCCUGUGCGCAUCACCCGGGGCAGCCUGUUGCUGCCGCACAACGGCCGGCCCGGCGGGCUGGGCGGGGCCGGGCUCUACGGCACCAAGGGCCCCAAGGGCAGGAGGCAGCCGGCCGCCAAACAGGACCAGCUCAACGACCCCAUUGUGCUGUCCAGCGACGAUGAGGAAGAGGACACAGACAACGCCAGCACAGGCAGCGUCAACCGCAUGGACAGCGUCUCCCCGCGCCCCGGAGACUCCGCCCACUCCUCGCCAGCGCCCUCUGGUGGCCGGGUGGAGGCGGCGGUGAAGGGCGUCUCCGAGCAGGAGGAGGUGACCGACGGCUACGCCACCGACGUCAUUUCAAAAGUGGCGGUGCCGAGGAAGUCUCGCAUGAAAGACCAGUUCGGAAACAUGGUACCAGAUGGCUCCAACCACAGCCCCAGCCAGAUGAAACGGCGGAAAGUCAGCCUGUCCUUCAAGCUGGACAGCAUCAUCCUGGACUGCAGGAGCGUGAGGCUGGGCACACUGCGAAGGAUGGUGACCAAGCCCGUCAUCUUUACAGUGGAGUACAUUCAGAUUGAAACUGAAGCCCCCGAGGAGGACAUGCUGGAGAAAGUGAAGCUGAGGGCGUCGGAGCUGGUCAGCUGCGAGUGGUGCAGCACACGCAAGCUGCCCUCCGUCUUCCUGCAGACCACCCCCGCCGAAUGCAUGCGGCUCCGAGCGCAGCUGCACAUGUCCCGGGACAGCGGCGGCGUGUGGUACGACAGCAGCAGCACAGAUCCAGAUGAAAAGUACAUUGUGUUAAUCUUUGAGAACGGACUGUCCAUGCCCGAGCAAGUGAUCUUGGAGGACAUCCUCCAGGAAAUCGGCAGAGCCAACAAGCUCCCCGAUUUCCCGGCUAAGCUGUCAUUUGAAGAAGCGAAUAUCAGGCUGGUGCAGUACAACAAAGCCAAAGGGAAGGCCUCUGAGACCGGCGUGCAGACCCGCCUGUCCUCCCGCCUCCAGGCUGCCUUCGAUGACGAUGAGGAGGAGGACAUGGCCGAGCUGCAGCCCACCUUCACCGGGCCGGUCGUAAAGUUAAUAGUGUACCCCCCUCCGCCAGCCAAAGGGGGAAUAUCCGUCACUAACGAGGACCUACACUGUCUCAAUGAUGGAGAGUUUUUAAACGACGUCAUUAUCGACUUCUACUUAAAAUAUUUAUUCCUGGAGAAAUUAAAAAAGGAAGAUGCCCACAGGAGUCAUGUGUUCAGCUCUUUCUUCUACAAAAGACUGAACCAGAGAGAGAGGAGGGUUGUGCCAGACACAGCCAAUCUGCCGAUACAGAAGAGGAAGCACAACCGGGUGAAGACGUGGACUCGGCAUGUGGACCUCUUCCAGAAGGACUUCAUUUUCGUUCCCAUCAACGAGUCGGCCCACUGGUACCUGGCAGUGAUCUGCUUUCCGGGGCUGGAGGGCCCUCGGUUCGAGCCCAACCCCCUGUACCAGGCCCAGGCGUCUGCAAAAGAGGGGGAGGGGGAGGGGAAACAGCCCGCAGGGCAGGAGGAGGCAGAGGGCGCUCCCGAGCAGACCCCGCCUGCUGCCACGCCCACACCCACGCCCACGUCAGGCAACCCCUGCCUCAGCACCCCCACGGACGCCUCCUCCGAGAGUGACUCCAACAGCGACCAGCCCAGGGGCGCCGCCUCAUCCUCCGACGGAGCCCAGGAGGGCGCGAGGGCCCCCAGCGCGGGGGUCAACGGCCAGAGCAAAGCCGAGCCACACUACACAGAUGCCCUGCACAGAAUCAGCGUGUGUUACGGGUCCAGGGACGGAGCUGAGGACGCCUGCACCUUCUCCGAUGACCAAAGUUCCAGCCAGGAGGAGUGCAGCGAGGACGGUGCGAUGGCUGAUGACUCGCUCAACUCCCCCGAGACCACGGAGUGGACCUCCAAACCCACCAUCUGUAAACAGCCUUGUAUUCUUAUUAUGGAUUCCUUACGAGGCCCAACCAGAUCAACAGUGGUGAAAACUUUACGGGAGUACCUGGAGGUGGAGUGGGAGGUGCGGAAGGGGACCCCGCGGAGUUUCGGGAAGGAUGUGUUGAGAGGAUCCAGCCCACGAGUCCCCCAGCAGGACAACUACAGCGACUGCGGCGUCUACAUCCUGCAGUACGUGGAGAGCUUCUUCGAGAGCCCGCUCCCGAGCUACCACCUCCCCAUGAACUUAACGGACUGGUUUCCACAGCAACGGAUGAAGACGAAGCGCGAGGAGAUUAAGGAGCUCAUUCUGAGGAUCCAGAGCCAGCAGCACAUGGACAAGAAGGGUCUGGGUCCGAGCCAGGGCCAGAACCCGCCCAAUGAGCCCGACCCGGGGGCGGCUGCCGGGUCGGCCCAAACCGACACUGCUGUGAGCUCCUGAGACCCCGCUGGAUUCGCUGUGCUCUUAAUCUGAGAUGGUCUGCCUUGGGCCCGCUCCGGCCCGGUUGGGCCUGGACCGGCUCAGACCGGUUUGGACUGGCCCAGAC
Molecule: messenger RNA, 3843 nt
Organism: Megalops cyprinoides (Indo-Pacific tarpon)
Lineage: Eukaryota; Metazoa; Chordata; Actinopteri; Elopiformes; Megalopidae
Gene: senp6a
Product: SUMO specific peptidase 6a
Exons: 24
Coding region: 435-3737 (1100 amino acids)
Biological process (GO): regulation of kinetochore assembly; protein desumoylation; regulation of spindle assembly
Cellular component (GO): nucleus; cytoplasm
Molecular function (GO): SUMO-specific endopeptidase activity
Source: RefSeq, a predicted model, not a curated record